Phycodurus eques (leafy seadragon) is the source of this 1639-nucleotide messenger RNA. RefSeq names its product CD59 glycoprotein-like. Lineage: Eukaryota; Metazoa; Chordata; Actinopteri; Syngnathiformes; Syngnathidae. The coding region runs from base 127 to 480 and encodes 117 amino acids. The record is from RefSeq and is a predicted model, not a curated record. The transcript has 5 exons.
CAAGCUCCUCCCAGGGGAUGUGGUCUCCAGCCUAAUUUUUCAGCCACUUACAGUUUUAGUCAGUUAGCGAAUGACUUGGCAUCAAUCAAGUUCUGCAGUUGGAAUUUGAGCUGAGCUGAGGUGAACAUGAAGUUCUCCGUUAGCAUCUUUCUGCUUAUCUGCUUCACUCUGAUGGGAUUUGGCACAGCAAUUCGCUGUUACAGUUGUAAAGAUUACACUGCCAGUUGCUCCAAACAACGAGACUGUAGCUAUGACGAUGCCUGCCUGACACUCACAGAGAGAGGAGGGAUGACGUUCCGCCAGUGCCUCAAGUAUUCAGACUGCGAGUACAGCCGACUGGGACAGAUGUUCCCACAGGUGUCCAGUUUCACAUUCAAGUGCUGCAACUCGGAUCUGUGUAACUCCGCCCAUUCUUCAGCAGUAAGUUCUCUUAUUGGUGUGCUGGCAUCUGUAGCUGCCACAUGGUGGGUUACCCACUAACUCCACCGGUUUGACUGAUCCCAGCUUCCCAUCACAUCGUCAAUGACUACAUGGAGCUGAUUAUCAGUUGGACAGGUGUCUCUUUUCUAGAUAAAAAUUCACUGAUGUUUGCAGAGUUUUAAUAUGAUCCCGAUUUAUGUAUUUGAUCUAAAGCUGCAUCAUUAAUGAACACUGACCAAAAAACAAAAACAAAUCAAAAAACAAAAAAAACAAAAAACAAGCACUUCAAGAUUUGUCUCAUUGUGAUGAGGGCAUAGAUUAGAAACAACUAUUACUACUCGAUGUCAUAAAUUCACUUAAAGGCAGGGGCGGUUAUAUUUUGGUGAAACCACACACACACACAUAUAUAUAUAUAUAUAUAUAUAUAUAUAUAUAAAAUAUAUAUAUAAAAUAUAUAUAUAUAUAUAUAUAUAUAUAUAUAAAUAUAUAUAUAUAUAUAUUUGGUUCACAUUGGAAUACAGUAAGGGAACAAAAUGCAAAACAAACUGCUAAUAUUUUCUGCAAAUGGACAGAUUUAAUGACAUUUAAAAUGAAACAACAGCUUGAACAUUUUCUUUUUAGGAAUGUGCAACAUAAAUAGUUUGUCUUCAAUUUAGGAAAUGACGCAGACAAGUACAUCUGUUACAAUUUGAACAGUCGGAAUUACUAUGCUGUCUUAUUAGGCUGUUUAAAUGCCGGUGGACGUUGCAUUUGAAAAACAACAUGUGACUAGACAUGACGUCCGCUAGUCAGAAGCUGAGCUGCGUUGUGGUUGUUCACGGCGUGCGUCCAUUACUUGUCCCUUACCUAAUAUGUUAAGUGUGGGAAUAAUCGCUCGAUCAUAUUACAUAACUGCCCCUGAAAUUUGGUUCUCAUUUUAAGGCUAGUUUUGAAAAAUUGUGGCACGCUUUCCUGGGCCUUGAGUUUGACACCUGUGCUUAAAUGUAUAUUUAAUGUUCAAAUGUUGUAAUUUUCCUUGUAACUACUGUAAGCAAAAUAAAUGCUAUAUGUGAAUAAUUUAUCACUCUACUUGGAUUCUACUCUUAGAAACUAAAAAAAAAAAUGUACUCGGUUAUUAUAGUUGAUUACAAUAUAUCCAAACAGACUGCAUUUUCUCAUUCACUCCAUCACACAACUAGAGUAGUAGAAGUAGAAACACACGGGUUUAUUUGCUCUAUCU